GACUGAUGUGGCAUGUGCACUUUGGCAACAUGAGCUCAGCAGUUUUUUCUGUGCUAUUAAGCUGGAAGACUAGGAUUAACAAACGUGAGCCACAUUUGAUCAAUAUCCUCAGAUGUUGAACCUGAUGACCCAAGAUCAAAAACAGAGUUUUUACAGGUUUGAUUGUUUCAUAAAACAAAGAACAUAGGAAUGGAUCCUCAGAGACUAAAACAGCCUGGUAGUGCAGUUGGAAUGCAGCAUUCACAAGUUUGGAGUAGACCUCAUUCCAGAGCACAGUAUCAGAAUAUACAAGAGUCCAUGGAUGGGUACUAUAGGGCAUCUCCAUAUCCUGAUUACUGGUGUAAUGACUCUUACCAAAGACCUGAACUCAGAGAUCAGUACCUGUAUUCCCCUUCUCCUUCACCAUUAUGCUGGAGCAGGAUCAAACCCAGGUCAGACUACAACUACAUGGACAACACAUACUAUAGACCACAUUCAAGGCAUGGCUAUGAGGAAUGGUAUCGGAAUUCUGCAGACCAGCACUCCAGAGAACAGCAAAGCUGGUACUACCAUAACUACCCCAGAGGGCACUUAGAUUAUGGAGAUGGCGAUCAGCGGAGUCUUCAAAACUGGCAGUUUGAUGGCAGAGCUCAGCAGAGUUUUAGGGAAAACUGGGAUCAGCAGAUGAAAUGGCAACAAAAUGCCAGAGUGGAAUCUGGUCGGAAGAGGAGUGAAGAUUAUGGCAAACAAUUUCAGUACAGCAGGGACAAUGGAAGAGAUCAUGCAGACAUUUUCCAUGUUACAGACACUGAUUCUAGUCAGGUCCCUGUAUUGGAGUCCAGCCAAUUAGCAGCCUAUAAGGAAUCUGGUCUGUCAAACAGUAGCUAUGAACUCAGCCAGUACCUGGAUUACUCAGGUCUGCAAGAGCAAAUGCCUCCAACAACAGAGGAACCAACAUGGCUAGAGCCAUCUGUGCCAUCAAGAGUCCAGACACCUUGGAAGCAUCCCCUUCCACAUGUACGAGUAAGCUUCACUCCUCAGGGUCACCUGAUUCGAGUAUGUCCCAAUAUGCCAUCAGAGGGAGAGCCGGCAGUGAUUGAAAUACAUAGUCUAGAGGUGAUUCUCUAUGACACAAAAGAGCAGGAAGAGAUGAGAGAGUUUCCAGGGCCCCUUCUCAGGGAUGAUAUUCAUAAGAUGGAUGUGCUAACAUUUGCUGAGCGUCAACUAGAUGAAUGUCAAGAAUCACAUGCCUUGGCUGACAAAAAUGGGGCAGCUCUGCUCUGGCAACUGUUGAUAUACCUCUGCAGACAGAAUGGGAUGUUUGUACAUUCAGAUGUAGCAGAGUUAUUGGCACGGGACUACAAAAAUACCCAAGAGUAUAACAAACCUGAGACUGCUCCACAUAUGGGACAGACUUUAAUGGACCUACCUGAGGAUAUGUUGUUCAAUAAUAGAAUGCCUGAUCUGCUAACUGGAGGGGUUCUGCAAGGUACAGAGUCAUCCAAAGAAACUUUGGAAACUUACACUCAACUUCUCAUGUAUGGUAGGAAAAAAGAAGCCUUGGAAUGGGCUAUAAAGGGUAGUCUAUGGGGCCAUGCUUUGUUUUUGGCCAGUAAGAUGGACAGCAGGAUCUACAGUGAUGUGAUGGGCAGGUUUACCAGUAGUCUUGCUUUCAAUGACCCUCUACAAACACUGUUCCAGCUGAUGUCUGGAAGGAUACCCAAAGCAGCUGUGAAAUGUGGAGAUGUAAACUGGGGAGACUGGAGACCUCACCUGGCUGUCAUUCUUUCAAAUAAGAUGGCAGAUUCAGCAAUGAACUGGAAAGCCAUUGUCACUAUGGGUGACACACUAGCAAGUAAAGGUCAGAUAGACGCAGCUCAUUUUUGCUAUUUGAUGGCUGACAUUCCAUUUGGCAAUUAUGGGAUCAAAACUGACAAACUGGUGCUUCUGGGCUGCAAUCAUAGACUCCCAUUUUACAGGUUUGCUUUGCAUGGAAUGAUUCAGAGGACUGAAAUCUUGGAAUAUUGCUGGUCUCUGGCCAGGUCUGGCUCGUGCAUCCCUACCUUUCAGGUAUAUAAACUUCUGUAUGCCUCUCGACUUGUUGACUAUGGCCUUCCUUUCCGAGCCUUCCAGUACUGUGAAGUAAUUGGCAAGGCAGUGUUACAAAAUCCAAAAGCCUUUCCUCCUGUGCUACUGACACAGCUUAUCGAGUUGGCAGAGCGUCUGAAGUAUUGCGACUCUCAAGCUGUGGAAAAAACAGUAGAAACAGAGGAUGUAGAUUCAGAUUGGCUCAUACAGCUACGGAUGAAACUCAUAAAAAUACAGAUGGAAAAUUUGUCCAAUGAAUCUGUGAUGCCAUUAGCAUUCAGACUUCAAGACAUCCCUGCAGCAACUACAGGUCCUCAUAUGCCUGGACAUGUUGAUCUGAUAGUGAGACACCAGCAGAACUAUAUUCCCCAACAAUAUUCUGAUGCCCCAAAAUUAUCUCCUCAUCUGGAACAGCCAGUGCAAGAUAGUAUAAUCUCCAGCAGUAUAGUCAGAAGUGAAAAUGAAGCUAUUCCAUCAGGAUCUACUGAGACAUAUAUGUCACAUAGUAAAAGACCACCAGUCUCAAUGCCAGCACACUGGGGUCGAGCUGUAGGAGCAGGACAAAACCACAUAUCCAAGACAGUCACAGUAUCUCAAAAAUCCUGCGAAGAGUAUGAUGCAGUAAAUAUGAAUCAAACUGGUGAGAUUGAUCACUCAUUUGGGACUGUGCACAACUCUGCUUUCUCUCCUUAUGAUGGAUCAUUUGAGCCUACUAAGAAGGUAGACUCUACAGAGCUAAAGGAGCAAAACAGAGAUGAAGUGAAGCCACAAACAGGAAAAAUGAAACAGGCUUCACAGUCAGGAUGGUUUCGAUGGCUUUGGUCAGAUUCUAAAAGCAACUCCCAUGAUUCCAAAGAUGGUACGACAUAGUUACUCGACAAAAACACUGUGGUCAAGAAAAAGUGAAAAUAAUGUUUAUGUUUAAGGCAAGAAAGAAAGAAAAAUACAAACAUUAAACCUACAUUUCAUCUUCA
This is a messenger RNA of Protopterus annectens (West African lungfish), 3041 nucleotides long. RefSeq names its product protein transport protein Sec16B-like. Bases 190 to 2937 code for a protein of 915 amino acids. The record is from RefSeq and is a predicted model, not a curated record. Gene Ontology annotation, cellular component: endoplasmic reticulum exit site; ER to Golgi transport vesicle membrane. Gene Ontology annotation, biological process: autophagy; Golgi organization; COPII vesicle coat assembly. Lineage: Eukaryota; Metazoa; Chordata; Ceratodontiformes; Protopteridae. The transcript is spliced from 22 exons.